Impatiens glandulifera is the source of this 1753-nucleotide messenger RNA. RefSeq names its product putative methylesterase 12, chloroplastic. The record is from RefSeq and is a predicted model, not a curated record. The transcript has 5 exons. Lineage: Eukaryota; Viridiplantae; Streptophyta; Magnoliopsida; Ericales; Balsaminaceae. Gene Ontology annotation, biological process: salicylic acid metabolic process; jasmonic acid metabolic process. Bases 360 to 1448 code for a protein of 362 amino acids. Gene Ontology annotation, molecular function: methyl jasmonate esterase activity; methyl indole-3-acetate esterase activity; methyl salicylate esterase activity.
UAUAUAGAGAGAGAACAGUAGCCGGUGCUCGCUAGCUUGUAUUGGUCGGUCGGUCGGUCGCAGCUGGAGAUGAGCCAAUUUUCUUUACCAACAAAAACUGUUUGUCUUCAUCAUCCUUAUUUACUCCCAAAACCGAUAAUUAAAAACCAGAAUUCGCUGGCCAUUUCCAUCGUUUUCCCUUUCUAUCUACUCUAUCCCAAAAUGGAGCAAACCCAGCGGGAUUGGCUUUUUCUUGGCUACUGAUCCGGAAUCUUUGACUUUCAGGCUAGAAAGAAGAUAAUAUUAUUCCAUUCAAGAACUAGGGUUUGUCCAAAAUCAGUUAUUUUCGAGUUUGGAGUUCCUCUGAUAGUCGCAGAGAGAUGGGUAAUCGAUUGAUUUGCAUGACGAAGAAGGAUAUACACGAAAAUGGUGGUGUUCUCACUUCCAGGAGCAGUAGAUUUAACGGCGGCGGCGGCGGCGGCAGUAGUCGGUCUCAGCGGAAAUCUCUCACGGAAGAGGAGCUUUUGCAUAGACAGGCUUUGUCUUUCGUCGUACAACAGCACCAACAGUUGCUGUCUUCUCAGAGAUUUGAUUCUGGAUCCAUGUCCCGCCGUAUUGGAUCCGUUGGCGGCUCCCGCCGUCGCGAUCUUUCUGAGUCUUUUUCAAAUGAAAAACCGCUUUCAGAAUUGUUGGAUUCUAUAAAAGAGAAGAAAAUUGUUUUAGUCCAUGGAGAAGGAUUUGGAGCUUGGUGUUGGUACAAAACAAUUGCUUUAUUGGAAGAAUCUGGAUUGCUUCCAACAGCCUUGGAUCUUACUGGAUCUGGUAUUGACAUGACUGACACAAACAACAUAGCCACUUUGGCUGAUUAUGCAAAACCGUUAAUCAAAUAUCUUGAAAGCCUUCAAGAGGAUGAAACGGUUAUUUUAGUUGGUCAUAGCAGUGGAGGAGCUUGUAUCUCUUAUGCAUUGGAGAACUUCUCGAAUAAAAUCUCUAAAGCGAUUUUUCUUUGUGGUACUAUGGUAUCCAAUGGCCAGAAACCUUUUGAUGUGUUUGCUCAAGAGCUUGGCUGUGCAGAAAUGUUUUUGCAGGAAUCAAAAUUCUUAGUCUAUGGGAAUGGUAAAGACAAUCCUCCAACCCAAUUGAUAUUUGAGAAACAACAAUUGAAAGGAUUAUACUUUAAUCAAUCUCCUUCCAAGGAUGUGGCUUUAGCAAUGGUUUCAAUGAGGCCUAUACCGCUUCGUCCACUCAUGGAGAACUUAUCUAUAUCACCCGAAAACUAUGGAAAAGGGAGACGGUAUUACAUUCAAACACUUGAAGAUAAUGCACUUUCGCCUGAUGUUCAAGAAAAGAUGGUUAGAGAAAACCCUCCUGAAGGAGUCUUCAAGAUCAAAGGUAGUGAUCAUUGCCCAUUCUUUUCCAAACCACAGUCUCUGCACAAAAUUCUUCUUGAAAUUGUUCAAAUCCCAUAGAGAUACCCAUUUAUUAGCCAGACAGGUUUUACUUAUUGGUUCUUAAAGGCUAUACUUUCUUGUAUGAUGUAGAAAACAUAAUUGAUUAAACUCUUUUCGGUUUUUCUUUUCCCCAUUUAAUGGUCGAGAAAUGUAGAAGAAAAGAAUUUGUGUUUGAAACAUUGAAACUCUUGUUUACUCUUUUGACUGAAUUGGUUCUUGCUAACCAAUUCAAUAAAAGUAGUCGGAUUUGGUAAGGAGAGAACCUGUUAAAGGUGCUUAUGCCUAUGCAACAAAGAGGAAUAUAAAUAAUCUUCUUUGCUUUA